CACUUGGCCCGCAGGAGACUUCCCAAAGGCACAGUCACUUCCUUCAGUUGUUGGCAGAAGACAGUGAAAAUCGUGUUACAAAAACCUCUUAUUUACCACUCAAUUUUGUUACAGCUUGCGUCACAUUACCUCGAAUUGGCAGAAAUGGCCUCCGCCACUAGGCGGAAUAAUAUCAUCUCGGCAAAUAUUGGUUUUCUUCGAGGUUAGUUUGUUAGGACUCGUUUGGAAUGCACGAAAACAUUAAUGGCUGGCUUAUUUCACCAACACGUAUUGCAUGUGCUCUCUGAAGACCGUGCAGUCAGCAACGUUUCUUCCUCUGUUGCGGUAGGAUCCCGUUUUGAUUUGCCAUGGAAGAAAAGUCUGCACCGAAAGAUGCAGCAGCAGAUGCGUAUCGCUGCGAAGGCUGCAAUCGCUCCUGCGCCUCUGCACGGGGCCUCAAACUGCAUCUGCGGGCCUGCAUUCAGCCACACCACAAUGGAACUAAGUCAGCCCAAGCUCCCGCGGAGAAACCUGGCAGAGAUUCCUCGGACGAAGAGUCCGCGGAGGUCUCGCGGAUUACGAGGGGUAGGAAAAGUAAGGCAGCCACGCAACAGGGGCCCGCUCGUACCUUGCUGAGUUGUGAACGGUGUGGGCUCCCUUUUGACCCAAAAAAGGAUGGCCCCCACUGCAAAAACUGCACACGGGACAACUUGGAGAGCGAAGGCAUCGACGAAGACCUCGAGGACGCCCCCAAGAAGGAUGACUCUGGGGAGGACAGCGGACCGUGCACUCUCCAAGAGGUGAUGGCUCCCAAUGAGACUCAAGAUGGAGAAGACGGUCCCAUAAAGAAUAUAGGUGCAGUGGAGGACAUCAUCAAAGCAGUGGCCACGGAGGGACGCAAGACAAAAGCCUCGGGAAAGGCUGACCUGACCUGUCCAGUCUGCAGCAAGACAUUCUCUAAGAAGCACUACCUUCAGCGUCACCUGCAGCUGACAGCAUGUUCUGGCGGACCUCCACCUGCGCACCCCUGUGAAGUCUGUGGCAAGGUUUACACGCGCAAGGACAACCUGCGCGAGCACUUGCGAGCUCACGCGGGAGAAGUGACACGUCGCAAGAAGUUCAAGUGCGAGCACUGUGGCAAGUGCUUUCACGGUCUCUCUCUACUGAAGAUUCACCUUCGGGUGCACACUGGCGAAAAACCCUUUCCCUGCGACUACUGCUCCAAGGCCUUUCCUUCAGUCACUUCCCUCAACAAGCAUCGGCGCAUUCAUACGGGAGAGAAACCGUAUGCCUGUGCAGAGUGUGGAAUGAGGUUUUCCCUGAAAGGCACCCUGAACCGGCACUGCCGCAUCCACACGGGGAUCCGCCCGCACAAGUGUCCUUACUGUGGCAAACAGUUCAUCCAGGGUGGAGGCCUGAAAGCCCACCUCUUUCACCAUACAGGGAUGAAUGGGUUCAAGUGCACAGUCUGCGACAAGGUGUUCAACCGCAAGGCCCGGCUAGACCUGCACAUGAAGUACCUGCACCUGAAGGAGAAGUCGCACGUGUGUGCCGACUGUGGAAAGGGUUUCACACGGCGCGAGGACCUGACGCGCCACUCCGUUCUACACACGGGCGAGAAGCCCUUCCAGUGCCCCACGUGCCUUAAACGCUUCUCCAUCAAACCCUCCCUCAAGAUUCACAUGGUGACCCAUACGAAAGAAGAACCGCGCUCGUGCCACGAGUGCGGACGAGCGUUCAUCCGCAAGGACUGCCUCAUGCGCCACAUGCGGAAGCGCCACCGCGACCUCCUCGACCGCAUCUUGCUGGACGAAGAGGACGAGCAGUUCUCGCAGCCCAAGAGCAGCCAGGUCCCGGUUGCCCGCGUCCUGUCUGAGCAGGCACUAUGCGAGAGCAUCCGCGAGCUGCUGGGACUGCUCGUCGACGAGCCCACCCUUAAGGGAUUUGGCUAUCCGGACCGCCCGGUCGACGAGCUUCUGGAAGCCGUAAUCCGCAGGUGUGGCCACAGUCCGGCGAGUCCGGAUGACUACGGCUACAUGGACCGCCUGCGAGAGAACUCGAAGCUGCUGUUCACCGUGGUGAUCGACGACAAUGCCGUGAAAACUUUGCUCAACAACCAGACGGUGGACGAAGUGAUCUUGCAUGUUUUGCGACUCGCAAAAACAUGAAAACAGCCUUUCUUCCGAUCAUGGUACACCGGAGAUGCGCAUAUUUUUGUUUUAGGUGGAUGCUGGGAAAUAUUGAUUUUUGGCUUAAAAUGAGCGACAAUUUCUCCAUCGUAUCAUCUGGAGAAGUGAGACAAGGAAAGGAAAAAGUGCAUUCCUCGCGUAGUGCACUGUAUUGCAUAGUGCGCAGAAUUCCUGUAGUACAGCGGGAGCUUUAAAAAAUGUCAACAAGGAAAUGAAUGUGUUGUUUGCGUCUUGUCACUCGUUUUGACAGACAGACAGAUGUAGCACGACGGAAAUUGAAACUCCCACCAUUUUUUUGUCCGUCUUUACUCGCGUUUUGUAGGAUAUUGUAAGAGCAUUGUCAGUUACCUCGUUCUGAAUAUACGUGUAUCUGCAGCAGUGAAUCGCCGUUCUUGUCUAUGUGACACAGAAUAUGGAUUUGGUGUCAGACAUGUUCUUAUUGGAUGUAGCGCAGUAUUUACCACCUUUGCGGCGAAAGCGAAACACUUUAGAGCAUAAUCGUGGCGCAAAAAUUGUUUUUCAAACGUAUUGUGCCUUAUUGGAUGUUUUAUAUCGACUCCCUUUACUCCCACAUUGAUAUUUUUGUCACAAAAAUUUGAUUUGAUAUUCGGGACAAAGAGCCUUUGACAUGACAGAAGCCUCAAUUUUUUGCCAUAUGGCAAAAGACCAAAAUUUGCAUCAUGAAGCCCUCGUGUCACACUUGGUAUUCUGGACAUUUUGUGACAGUCACGAAACCUGCAGCAGACUAGAAAGCCUCGAAAUGCCACAUUCCGCACACUCAUAUUUUGUCUUCUUUGAUGCCUAAUAUAUAUUCUCUCUUUCGAACAUCCCCAUAAUGUAGAAAAUGUCAGCUCCAUUUCAACUUGUAUCUCUCUUACGUGUGUGUCAUUGUUUUUUUGUUUUUUUUUUGCGUAAUAAAUCCACAGGAGUACAAAGAAUGGUUAUGCUUGUGCACUAUGACAUGUUUUCAAAAAAUGUUAUUACAGCUGUUGUGCCUUUUUCUAAUACCUACGCGAUCACUCUAAUAAAGUAUCCUGCAACAACUUUUC
This is a messenger RNA of Ornithodoros turicata, 3217 nucleotides long. Its product is annotated as zinc finger protein 260-like. The transcript is spliced from 9 exons. The record is from RefSeq and is a predicted model, not a curated record. The coding region runs from base 348 to 2147 and encodes 599 amino acids. NCBI's taxonomy places the organism in Eukaryota, Metazoa, Arthropoda, Arachnida, Ixodida, Argasidae.